Molecule: messenger RNA, 3406 nt
Organism: Paramuricea clavata
Lineage: Eukaryota; Metazoa; Cnidaria; Anthozoa; Malacalcyonacea; Plexauridae
Source: the annotation of a GenBank genome assembly
AGUGACAAUAUCGCACCUUUCCAUCUACAUCCCAGUUUGUAUCCAGUACUCCUUCUCUUAUCUCGUCUUCAUCCUUCAGCUAUGGAUGGCAAUGAUUCCACAUUAAACAUGGCUGCUUUCAUACCAUAUGUUUUAAGGUGAAUGAUUUACCACUAAAAUAUUCUAUGAUGUCUUUUAAAUUGUAAGUACGCUACUAAGUUUAUAGCAGCCGAACCAUAGAUAUCUUAUAUACACUAGAUAGUGCAUCUAAUUAUUCUGCACUUCAAAAAUUGAAGCCGUGAUUGCAGUCUCAGGUCGUUCCCAUGAAAUGAGAAGAUUCAUAUGUUUUCUAUUUCUUAAACAGGGGACUUAAACAUUAAGUUAACCCUAUUCCAAAUACGUUUUUAAACUAUUCAAAGGAUGAAAGUUAUUGUUGUUUUUUAAGCGUUUAUUAGCAAGUGGGAACGACCAACAUGGCCGCUACCUAUUCAAAUGGGGGUAACCGCUGGAAUAUUCUUGGCUUCAAUUUUACUAAAAGAGAUGCGCUAUCUAGUGUAUAUAAGAUAUCUAUGAGCCGAACCGACAAGCAAUUGCAAAUGUAAAUACAAUCGAAUUUAGUCGAACUACAGUUAGCUGUUCACCAUGCAGUUGAACUUCAGUUUCAAACAAAUGAUAACCGGAUAAUCAUACCUCAGCACGAAUUAGGCCUGUUGUAGUUUGCUUAAUGCUGUUUGGGUCAUUCGUACUUUAAAGAAUGACUUGGCCUCCAUGGAAUACAAAAAUGCCGAAUUUCACAAUUAACAAGAAUGACUUUAUUUAAAUUUCAACGUACAACAGUAAUUUGUUUCAUCAAUGAUUUAAUGAUGGAAUAACGAUAACUUCAAGGCAUCAUCUCCUCAGAAAGAGAAUGAUGCGGCCUGGUAACUAGCCAGAUCUCAACCCAAUUGAGCAUCUUUGGGACCACCAAAAGCACACCGGCUAAUUUGGGCUCAAUUGUUGCAGGAGGAAUGUAUGGCUAUAUCUCAACGGUGGGUGAGCAGACCAUGCCUUGAGGUGGUCGAGAAGCGUGCAUGGUGGUUACACCCAUUAUUAAAUCAUUGAUGAAACGUUGUUGUGAAAUUUAAAUAAAGUCAUUCUUGUUAAUUUUGAAAUUUGGGUAUUUUUGUAUUCAAUGGAAGUUAAGUCAUAAGUCAUUCUUUAAAGCAUGCAUGAAUGACCCACACAACAUUAAGCAACUACCAUAGGUCUAAUUAGUGCUAGGUUUGAGUAUCAGGUAAUCAUUUAUUUAAAACUUAUUUAAAACUUAUAUAUAUUUAGGAGGAAACUUUCUUUUUGUGUGGUGUUUAUAUUAUUCUGUCUUCAAUGUCACUUUCUGUGCUUUUUUGAGCUCACUCUUUCCCAACUAUUUUGUGUUUCAGGUGUUCGAAGAGUUGCGUUCUCAAGACUCGUGCUAUGGCCGCCCGUGCGCUUGUGCCUCUGGUGUCUGGUGUAGCUUUGCAGGAUAUGCUGAAAAAUCUUAUUGAAAAUUUGCCACAAUCAUGCACUAAAAGGUAGGUAAACUUUGUUUAAGAAAAAGAAAACUAGUGAAUAAUAGGUGAGUAUUCUUGCCCUAUUCACCAACACUGAGGUGAAUAAUUGUUUUAGCAUAUGCCAUAGCAAAACAAAUUAAAAUGGUCAUAGCAAAACAAAAACGACCAAAAAGCAACACAAAUAUUUUUAAAACAAUUUGUAUUGCAGCUCCCAGCCUCCCAUAAUAGUUGUAAACAAAACAGUGUAUGUAUUUAAAGCUUUUAGUAAUUUUAUUCAUUACACUGUAAAUUUCAAGGAGUUAAAUCAACUCGGAAAGUGUUGUUCUGUUACCACAGAAAUAGAAUACAUCUACACACUGUUAAACAAAACUUUGUGACUUUCUUCGCGUUUGGCAAAACUGCAAAUUUUACACAAGUUCAUUUGUGUGUGAACAUUAUGGUCGCUACCAACCUAUAUGAAUGGGCUUGGUUGAUCAUAAAUUACAAAAGACAGUGGACUAUAUUAAUCAUCUUUCUAUAAGUAGUAGUUAAAACAUGAGCAGCCGAUCUUUAUCUGAUAUACAAACUCGAGCCGAAGGUGAGACCCAUCUUAUGAGUUCAUCGGCGAAGUAAUUUUAAAAAUAAACAUUGUCUAAGCCGAGAAAAUCAAAGCUGAAGUUUAUGUAAAUCAGAACAAAUCUUUAUCCGAUUUACAAACAUUGAUCAAACAUUCAUUUCUUUUGAAAUUUCUUCAGGAAUUAUUAAUGAGUAUUUUAAAGAGUCAUACACACUGAUCACUAUUGUUUCAUAAAGCCAAUUACAAAACACGAUCAUUCAUUUACCCGAACGUCUUAUCAUCGAUUGUAAAGUGUAUACAUGGACUACUUAACUUUUUGAUUGUUUUAAAUUUGUUCAAAAUGUAUUUUCUCGAAUUUUUACAACAAAUUAAUGGUUUAGAACUGUAAUUCUGUAAACAUUUAUUUAAAAGUGCACGUUUGGUUUAUUUAGAAAUACUGAUAAAAAAUAGAAAUGCAUGUUAUAAAAUGUCUCUUGGUUGAAGUAAAACAGCAUAUUUUCAUGAAUCCAAUGUAAUUAAAUUAAAUUAUUAAAAAGGCGCAGUGUACAUUACAGCAUGUAGACCUCUCUUUAUCCUUUGUCUUCAUAUAUUUCUUACUGUAGUUUUCUUCAACUUUCUUUCUUUAUCCGCUGAUUCCUUCUCUUUCACUUUACUUCCCGUUUCCCCUCAAAUUUCUCUUGAUAUAGCCUUUUCAAAUAUUCUUGUAAAUUGUAUUAUAUACAUGCCACAACACUAUACGGUGAUGUGUGUAUCCUGGCUAAAUAUAAAGAUAAAAAUAAUAACAAUAAAUCAGUUCCAUUUCUCAUGCAAAUAUUUUCUUCUCUUAUAGUGUCAAACAGAAUCAAGUCCAUGGCUGUCUAUUACAGGUUAAUAUUUCAUUAUAUUGUUGUAUGUACAUGUUAUUAGAAUAUACUAGGUUUGUACAACUAAUGGCCAGUAUGUGAUAUUGAACAAUUAGCCUUUCUCACGCUGCCAUUUUUGGGUGGCAUUUCAGCCGAGGUCUGCGAGAUAAGUCCACAUAACAGCGACUUUUUGUAAUUUUUUGGACGAAUGAUGGUAAAUCUGUUUUGCAAAUGGUUAGUUUAUUUUGAAAAAUUGCUUUUCACAUUGGUUUAAUUGUCUGCAUUGGUUAACAAGAAUUAGAUGGCACCCAAAAAUGGCGGAUAUUCGUCAUCGUGAGAAAUGCUAAUUGCGACUUUUAAGAUCACUUCUUUAUUUUGUUUUAGAUACGAGAACUGUUAAACAGCGCGUCCACUAACGUGGCUCUCUCCAACCGAACGAAGGAAGAUAUUUACACGAGCAUUGUUCCUUUAUUAUCAAAACGUGUUUGGCUGGCUUUCAG